Drosophila eugracilis is the source of this 1699-nucleotide messenger RNA. Its product is annotated as trypsin zeta-like. NCBI's taxonomy places the organism in Eukaryota, Metazoa, Arthropoda, Insecta, Diptera, Drosophilidae. Gene Ontology annotation, biological process: proteolysis. Bases 13 to 1680 code for a protein of 555 amino acids. The transcript has 2 exons. Gene Ontology annotation, molecular function: serine-type endopeptidase activity. The record is from RefSeq and is a predicted model, not a curated record.
UCCUCUGCAAACAUGUCUCGCUCUUGGCUGGUGUGCCUUUUGGCCUUUCUCGUCUGCGUGGUGGCCUUCACUCAAGGUCUUCCUCUGCAGGAGGAUCUGAAUGAGAAGAACGUGCCUGAUGGACGCAUUGUGGGUGGCUAUGUAACGGAUAUAGCCCAGGUGCCCUACCAGAUUUCUCUGCGUUACAAGGGCAUCACCACGCCAGAGAACGCCUUUCGUCAUCGCUGCGGUGGUUCCAUUUACUCCGAAAAUAUAAUCAUAACAGCGGCGCACUGCAUCAUUGGAACGGUGGCUAGUCAGUACAAGGUGGUGGCGGGAACAAAUCAUCAGACUGGCACGGAUGGCGUCAUUACCAAUGUUAAGGAGAUCAUCAUGCACGAGGGAUACUUCGCGGAAGCCGCCUAUGACAAUGACAUUGCCAUUCUCGUUGUGGAUCCCCCAUUGCCUCUCAAUAACUUCACCAUCAAGGCUAUUAAGUUGGCAUCGGAACAACCACUUGAGGGAGCUAUUAGCAAGAUCAGCGGAUGGGGAACCACUUCACCCGGCGGUUACUCCUCAUAUUAUCUUCUUGCCGUCGAUGUACCGAUCGUGAGCCAUGAGGACUGUAAUAGCGACUACGAGAACUUCGGCGAUGAGAACUAUUGGAUCACACCAUCGAUGUUGUGUGCCGGAAAGAGAGGAGUUGGCGGCGCUGAUGCCUGUCAGGGAGACUCUGGAGGUCCGUUGGUGGUGCGAGAUGAGCUGCACGGUGUCGUGUCGUGGGGCAACAGUUGCGCCCUGGCCACUCAUCCCGGCGUCUAUGCCAAUGUGGCUAACCUUAGGCCCUGGAUCGAUGCCCGUUUGGCAGAGCUCCAACUAGAACCACACGCCCGUUCAAAUCAAAGGAUCAUGUGCAUCCCGCUGCUGCUGCUGGCCAUAGGAUUCUCCUCCAUAUUAUCUAUCUCAGCCCAACCGGAGGCCAGGAUAAUCAAUGGCACUUCAGUGGAUAUAGCCCGUCAUCCGUAUCUUGUGUCCCUUCGCUAUCGGCGGGGUGAAGAUUCUAGCUACAAGCAUGAAUGUGCCGGUGUCAUUAUCUCGGAGCAGGCAGUACUGACCAGUGCCCAGUGUCUUUAUGGUCUACCCGAGGGCACUAAGCUUCUAGCAGUGGCUGGAGCAAAUACCCGCAGUGGUUGCGAUGGAUUCGUUUACCCCGUAGCCAAUUGGACUUAUCAUCAGAACUACGAUCCCAUCACAGUUGAUAAUGAUAUUGGUGUCCUCCAGUUGGACACACCCCUGAACCUCACACACUUUGGAAUUAGCUCGAUUGCUAUCCGUCCAGAGCGUCCGGCUGUUGGUCGUUUGGCAACCGUUGCCGGAUGGGGCUAUCGGGAGGAAUGGGGCCCCUCCAGCUACACCCUGGAGCAGACACAAGUUCCGGUGGUGAGCUCUGAGCAGUGCACUGAAAUCUACGGAACGGGUGAGGUCACCGACCGGAUGAUCUGUGCAGGUUUUGUGGCCGAAGGAGGCAGUGAUGCCUGUCAAGGAGACACUGGUGGACCCUUGGUUAUCGAUGGGCAGCUGGUUGGUCUAGUGUCCUGGGGACGCGGAUGUGCCCGACCCAACUACCCCACCGUCUAUUGUUACGUGGCCAGUUUAGUGGAUUGGAUCGAAGAAACCAUUGCAGCUGCCGGAGCGAAAUAAACAUUGGCAUUUCCACGGC